Thalassophryne amazonica is the source of this 5998-nucleotide messenger RNA. Its product is annotated as myosin-7-like. Gene Ontology annotation, cellular component: myosin complex. Gene Ontology annotation, molecular function: actin filament binding; cytoskeletal motor activity; ATP binding. The transcript is spliced from 39 exons. The record is from RefSeq and is a predicted model, not a curated record. The coding region runs from base 72 to 5888 and encodes 1938 amino acids. NCBI's taxonomy places the organism in Eukaryota, Metazoa, Chordata, Actinopteri, Batrachoidiformes, Batrachoididae.
CUUCACCUGAUCUGUUUCUACCUUGAGGUCUGAGUCCAGCUGUCGUGUUGAGUUGAACUCUUCGUGCGGCCAUGGGGGACGCAGAAAUGUCUGUUUUUGGGGUGGCUGCUCCGUACCUGAGGAAGUCGGAUAAGGAGCGUAUGGAAGCCUCGACACGUCCCUUCGACAUAAAGAAGGAAUGUUACGUCCCCGAUCAAGUGGAAGAGUUUGUUAAGGGAACCAUCAUCAGUCGAGAUGGAAACAAAGUCACUGUAGAGACCCAGAAUGGGAAGACUGUGACUGUCAACGAUUCCCAGAUUCUGCAACAGAAUCCCCCAAAGUUUGACAAGAUCGAGGACAUGGCGAUGCUGACCUUUCUCCAUGAACCAGCUGUGCUAUUUAACCUCAAGGAACGCUACGCAGCAUGGAUGAUCUAUACCUAUUCCGGGCUCUUCUGUGUGACUGUUAACCCCUACAAGUGGCUUCCAGUCUACAACCAAGAUGUGGUCAUUGCCUACAGAGGAAAGAAAAGGAGUGAAGCUCCUCCUCACAUCUUCUCCAUCUCUGACAACGCCUACCAGUACAUGUUAGCAGAUCGUGAAAACCAGUCAAUUCUGAUCACUGGAGAAUCCGGUGCAGGAAAGACGGUCAACACCAAGCGGGUCAUCCAGUAUUUUGCCAGCAUUGCAGCUGGAGGCUAUAAAAGAGACCCCAAUGCCAAAGACAAGGGCACCUUGGAGGAUCAAAUCAUCCAGGCUAAUCCAGCUCUGGAGGCCUUUGGCAAUGCCAAAACCAUCAGGAAUGACAACUCAUCCAGAUUUGGUAAAUUCAUAAGAAUUCAUUUCGACACCAGAGGAAAGUUGGCCUCCGCUGAUAUUGAAACAUACCUGCUAGAGAAGUCUCGUGUGAUCUUUCAGUUGCGGGCUGAGAGAGACUACCACAUCUUCUACCAGAUACUGUCUAACAAGAAGCCUGAAAUCCUGGAGAUGUUGUUGAUCACCAAUAAUCCCUAUGACUACGCCUUCAUCUCUCAGGGGGAAACCCAAGUGGCCUCCAUCAAUGAUGAAGAAGAACUGAUGGCAACAGAUAAUGCCUUUGAUGUACUGGGCUUCACUCAAGAGGAAAAGAACUCUGUAUACAAGCUUACUGGUGCCAUCAUGCACUAUGGCAACAUGAAGUUCAAGCAGAGGCCACGUGAAGAGCAGGCAGAGGCUGACGGCACUGAAGAUGCUGACAAAGCAGCAUACCUGAUGGGCCUGAACUCUGCUGACCUCAUCAAAGGUCUGUGCCAUCCAAGGGUCAAAGUAGGAAAUGAGUGGGUCACCAAAGGACAAAAUAUCGCCCAGGUUACCUAUGCAGUUGGAGCUCUUGCCAAAGCUGUUUAUGAAAGGAUGUUCCUGUGGAUGGUGAUGAGAAUCAACCAAUCCCUGGAGACCAGGCAGCCUCGUCAGUACUUCAUUGGUGUGCUGGAUAUUGCCGGAUUUGAAAUCUUUGAUUUCAACACCUUUGAGCAGCUGUGCAUCAACUUCACCAAUGAAAAACUGCAACAGUUUUUCAACCAUCACAUGUUUGUGCUGGAGCAGGAAGAAUACAAGAAAGAGGGCAUUGAAUGGACUUUCAUAGAUUUUGGUAUGGACCUUCAGGCUUGCAUUGACCUGAUUGAAAAGCCCAUGGGUAUCAUGUCCAUCCUUGAAGAGGAGUGCAUGUUCCCCAAGGCCACUGAUACCACCUUUAAAGCAAAGCUCUAUGACAACCACCUGGGAAAAUCUGCCAACUUCCAAAAACCCAGGAUUGUCAAAGGAAAACCAGAGGCCCAUUUUGCCCUGAUACACUACGCUGGAACUGUUGACUAUAACAUCAACAACUGGCUGGUGAAGAACAAAGAUCCUCUGAAUGAGACUGUGGUUGCUCUGUACCAGAAGUCUAAUCUCAAGCUUUUAGCAACCCUUUUUGCAAACUAUGCAGGAGCUGAUUCAGUGGCUGAACAUAUUGAAGGCAAAAAAGAGAAAAAGAAGAAGGGAUCAUCUUUCCAAACUGUGUCUGCUCUUCAUAGGGAGAACCUGAACAAGCUGAUGACCAACUUGAGGUCUACUCACCCUCACUUUGUGCGCUGCAUCAUCCCCAAUGAGACCAAGACUCCUGGGGCCAUGGAGAAUCCUCUGGUGAUGCACCAGCUACGCUGUAACGGUGUGCUGGAAGGUAUCAGGAUCUGCAGAAAGGGCUUCCCCAACAGGAUCCUCUAUGGAGAUUUCAAACAGAGGUAUCGCAUACUGAAUCCUGCUGCCAUUCCUGAGGGUCAGUUCAUUGACAGCAGGAAAGGAGCAGAGAAACUGCUUGGGUCUCUGGAUAUCGAUCACAAUCAGUACAAGUUUGGACACACAAAGGUGUUUUUCAAGGCUGGUUUGCUGGGUCUGCUUGAAGAAAUGAGAGAUGAGCGUCUUUCCAAAAUUAUCACUCUCAUCCAAGCCAGAUCGCGUGGACUUCUGUCUCGUGUUGAAUAUCAAAAGAUGGUGGAACGCAGGGAUGCAUUAUUGGUGAUCCAAUGGAAUGUCCGUUCCUUCAUGGGAGUCAAAAAUUGGCCCUGGAUGAAACUGUUCUUCAAGAUCAAGCCUCUGCUGAGAUCUGCUGAGGCAGAGAAGGAGAUGGCCAACUUGAAGGAAGAAUUCCUCAAACUGAAAGAAGCUUUUGAAAAGUCUGAAGCUCGUAGGAAAGAACUAGAGGAGAAAAUGGUCUCUGUUCUCCAAGAGAAGAAUGACCUUCAAGUCCAAGUUCAAGCAGAACAAGACAAUCUCUGUGAUGCUGAAGAAAGAUGUGAGGGGUUGAUUAAAAACAAAAUUCAACUGGAGGCCAAAAUGAAAGAGCUGACAGAACGACUGGAGGAUGAGGAGGAGAUGAAUGCUGAGCUGACUGCAAAGAAGAGGAAGCUGGAGGACGAAUGUUCAGAGUUGAAAAAGGACAUUGAUGAUUUGGAGCUAACACUGGCUAAAGUGGAGAAAGAGAAACAUGCCACUGAAAACAAGGUGAAGAACCUGGUGGAGGAGAUGGCAGCUCUCGAUGAAAUAAUUGCCAAGUUGACUAAGGAAAAGAAAGCCUUACAGGAAGCUCAUCAGCAAACACUGGAUGACCUCCAGAGUGAAGAAGACAAAGUCAACACUCUGACAAAACUCAAAACCAAGCUGGAACAGCAAGUGGAUGAUCUUGAAGGGUCGCUCGAGCAAGAAAAAAAGAUUCGGAUGGAUCUCGAGAGGGCCAAGAGGAAGCUGGAAGGAGACUUAAAGUUGACCCAAGAGACUGUAAUGGAUCUUGAAAACGACAAGCAACAGCUGGAGGAACGUCUGAAAAAGAAGGACUUUGAGAUCAACCAGCUCAACAGCAAACUUGAAGAUGAACAAUCCAUAAUUAUUCAACUCCAGAAGAAGCUGAAAGAGCUACAGGCUCGUGUGGAAGAGCUGGAGGAAGAGCUGGAGGCUGAGCGAGCUGCCCGAGCCAAGGUGGAGAAGCAGAGAGCAGACCUGGCCAGAGAGCUGGAGGGGAUCAGUGAGAGACUGGAGGAAGCUGGUGGAGCAACAUCUGCUCAGAUCGAGAUGAAUAAGAAAAGGGAAGCUGAGUUCCAGAAACUGCGCAGAGACCUUGAAGAGGCCACUCUGCAACAUGAAGCCACUGCUGCUACACUCAGGAAGAAACAAGCUGACAGCGUGGCUGACCUGGGAGAGCAGAUCGACAACCUCCAGAGAGUCAAGCAGAAACUGGAGAAGGAGAAGAGUGAGCUCAGACUGGAGCUCGAUGAUGUUGUUUCAAGUAUGGAGCAAAUUGUUAAGACCAAGACUAUCUUGGAAAAGACCUGCAGAACUUUGGAGGACCAGAUGAAUGAAUACAAGACCAGGUCUGAGGAAUAUCAAAGAACCAUUAAUGACUUCACCACCCAGAAAUCCAAGCUUCAAGCUGAGAAUGAUGAGUUUUCAAGACAGCUGGAGGAGAAAGAAUCACUUAUUUCUCAGCUGACUCGAGGAAAGAAUUCCUACAAUCAACAACUUGAAGAUAUUAAAAGGCAGCUCGAGGAGGAAGUAAAGGCCAAGAAUGCAUUAGCCCAUACAGUGCAGUCUGCACGUCACGACUGUGACCUCCUCAGGGAGCAGUAUGAGGAGGAGCUGGAGGCCAAAGGGGAACUGCAGCGUGGCAUGUCCAAAGCCAACUCUGAGGUGGCUCAGUGGAGAACAAAGUACGAAACUGAUGCCAUCCAGAGGACUGAGGAAUUGGAGGAAGCUAAAAAGAAGCUGGCUCAGCGUCUGCAGGAUGCCGAGGAGGCCGUUGAGGCAGUGAAUGCUAAAUGUUCCUCUCUGGAGAAGACCAAACACAGGCUGCAGAAUGAGAUCGAAGAUCUCAUGGUGGAUGUGGAAAGGUCUAACGCUGCUGCUGCUGCUCUGGACAAGAAACAAAGGAACUUUGACAAAGUCCUGUCUGAGUGGAAGCAGAAAUAUGAAGAGUGUCAGUGUGAGCUGGAGGGCUCUCAGAAGGAAGCCAGGUCUCUGAGUACUGAGCUUUUCAAACUCAAGAACUGCUAUGAAGAAUCUCUGGACCAGCUGGAGACCAUGAAACGCGAGAACAAGAAUCUACAGGAGGAGAUUUCUGACCUCACUGAGCAACUCGGUGAGGGAGGAAAAACCAUUCAUGAGUUGGAGAAAGUCCGUAAGCAGCAAGAGCAAGAAAAAAGUGAGAUUCAAACUGCCCUUGAAGAAGCAGAGGCAUCCCUGGAGCAUGAGGAGGGCAAGAUUCUCAGGGCUCAGCUUGAGUUCAGCCAAAUUAAGGCCGAAAUGGAGCGCAAAAUGUCUGAGAAAGAUGAGGAGAUGGAGCAGUGCAAGAGGAACCUGCAGAGGACCAUCGACACCCUGCAGAGCUCACUUGAAGCAGAAACCCGCAGCAGGAAUGAGGCGCUCCGUUUGAAGAAGAAGAUGGAGGGAGACCUCAAUGAGAUGGAGAUCCAGCUCAGCCAGGCCAACAGGCAGGCAUCUGAGGCCCAGAAACAACUGAAAGCUGUUCAUGCACACCUAAAGGAUACUCAACUCCAGCUGGAUGACUCGCUUAGAGCCAAUGAAGACAUGAAGGAAAAUGUUGCUAUUGUUGAGAGACGCAACGUCCUGAUUCAGACUGAACUGGAGGAACUGAGGGCUGCUCUCGAACAAACUGAGAGGAGUCGCAAACUUGCUGAGCAAGAACUGCUGGAUGUCACUGAGAGAGUGCAGCUACUGCACUCACAGAACACCAGCCUGAUAAACCAUAAGAAGAAGCUGGAAGCCGAUACAUCCCAGCUUCAAACUGAAGUGGAGGAAGCAGUGCAGGAGUGCAGGAAUGCUGAAGAAAAGGCCAAGAAGGCCAUCACGGAUGCUGCCAUGAUGGCAGAGGAGCUGAAGAAGGAGCAGGACACCAGCGCUCACCUGGAGAGAAUGAAGAAGAACAUGGAGCAAACCAUCAAAGACCUGCAGCACCGUCUGGAUGAAGCUGAACAGAUCGCCAUGAAGGGGGGCAAGAAGCAGGUCCAGAAGCUUGAGGCCAGGGUGAAGGAGCUGGAAAAUGAGGUGGAAUUGGAGCAAAAGAAGAGCAGCGAUGCUGUGAAGGGCAUUCGGAAAUAUGAGCGGCGCAUCAAGGAGCUUACCUACCAGACUGAGGAGGACCGUAAGAACAUCGCUCGACUCCAGGACCUGGUUGACAAGCUGCAGCUCAAAGUCAAAUCCUACAAGAGAGCUACUGAGGAGGCUGAAGAACACGCCAAUGUGAGCCAUGGGAAGUUCCGCAAGCUGCAACACGAGCUGGAAGAGGCAGAGGAGCGUGCUGAUAUUGCCGAAUCUCAGGUCAACAAGCUGCGUGCCAAGAGCCGUGACGUGACCUCUAAGAAAGGGUUUGAUGAGGAAUGAAGCUUUGGAGGCUUCAGAAAAUCUUUUGGCUGCUGUGAACAGUAGAUCCCCUGAACUAUCACUAUUCCUAAUCUGUAGAGCAUAAUAAAAUUUCAUCAAGCUGCACACAA